Messenger RNA from Spirodela intermedia, 6389 nucleotides. The record is from the annotation of a GenBank genome assembly. NCBI's taxonomy places the organism in Eukaryota, Viridiplantae, Streptophyta, Magnoliopsida, Alismatales, Araceae.
AUGGACAACAGGAGGGUUGUUGUCUGCGACAACGGCACCGGGGUGAGCUGAUCGACUCCAUCGUCCGCACGGGCGAUAGAAUCGGUUUAAAUUUUCUAUUUCGUGCUUGAACUUGCCUCAGUUACCGUCGAGCGCUCGGAGGUGGGAAACUGUGAAUGAACCUCAUGACUGACCUCUUGCAGUACGUGAAAUGCGGUUUUGCCGGCGAGAACUUUCCCACCUCUGUGUUUCCCUGCGUUGUCGGGCGACCGAUGCUCCGGUACGAAAGCUCCCUCUCAGAGCAGGAACUGAAGGUUGGCCUCGUAGUGUGACAAUGCGAUCUCCCUAAAUAAUUUUGUAGGUCCUAAAUUGCAGGCCUCGGUACGUUCGUCAUUACCGAUUAGGAAGAGAAAUUCAUGAUUCUUUAUUUUAUAUCUUUUUCUUCGCCUUUUUGUGGUAAAGGGUAUCGUCGUGGGAGACGCUUGUGCAGAGCUCCGGCAUCAGCUAGACAUAUCAUACCCAGUCAAUAAUGGGAUCGUGCAGAAUUGGGACGACAUGUGCCACGUUUGGGAUCACACCUUUUACGACGAACUGAAGGCAUUUAAUCCCCAUACCUGUCGCAGAUUUGGAUGCUCCAGGCUAAAAAGGUGACGACUUUUUGCCAUUUCUUGCAGAUAGACCCCCAGGAGUGUAAGAUUUUACUGACGGACCCACCUCUGAAUCCUUCCAAGAAUCGUGAGAAGAUGGUAACCUGUUUUUUUCUCCUCAAUGGUUUAUUUCCUUAAUUCCUCUUGUUUUCCACAGCUUCAGUUGUCUUCCUUGACGAGUAUAUUGUCAUUUUCAUGAUGUCGUUUCGUGCACCGCAGGUGGAGAUCAUGUUUGAGAAAUACAACUUCAUGGGUUUCUUCAUUCAGAUUCAGGCAGUUCUGACACUAUAUGCUCAGGGUAUGUAAAGAGUAAUCUAAAUGAGAAUUCUUCAUAAGAAUUCCUCGCCUUGAGACAAUUUUGAUUAAUACGCGUCUCUUGAUUGAAAAUUCCUCGUUCAGGAAAGAAAAUGCAACUGAAUAAAGAAAUCUUCAUCCAUAUGCAUUGUAUUCUGUUUAUUAUUCAUUCAAAUCACUAAAGGAAAGGCUUGACGAAGGGAAGGGAGGAAUAAGUGACUAUUUUAUUUUUUCUUAAUUUUCUAUCGUGUUCUAUUCGCCUAAAUGAAUUUUAUAUUUUAUCUCAUGUUGCAUGUUUUACGUUUGAUUUUUGCAAACACAAUUUAGCAUCCUCUGACCGCUGGUUGUUUCUUUUCCCACAGGUUUGUUGACUGGUCUUGUCAUUGAUUCUGGAGAUGGUGUGACACAUGUGGUAAGUCAAAAUUUUGAUAGGUUUCCUGACAUUGAUUGGACAAAUUAACUCAUAUUUGGAAAAUUAUUUUUUCUCAAUCAUCAUACACAGUGUUCCAAUGCUUCAGUCCUAACCUUUUCUUUGUAGCAGUUGAUGUCCAAUGAUGUGGACUUUGUUAAUCUUCAUGUUACUGAGGUGAAAGUAUAUAUAUUAUACACUUUAUUUUGGGCCAGCACAUUAAAGGAAAAUUUUACGGGCUCUUGUCCGCAUCCAGCUUAGACAUGGCAAGUUCUUGUCACAGUUCUGUCUGAACUGAUUUACCUUGUUCAUCAGAAUCAGAAAACUGACAUUGUUUGAAUGGUCAGGUCUUUGAACAAAUCCUGAUUGCGUUGUUGGAUCCCCCAAGGCAUUUUUGUCCUAAUGUGACAUCUUCUGUAUGCCCUGUCUUUCUGAAUUUUUAUCAACACCCACUAUUGAUGAGGUGCAUCCUUUUUUAUUUGUACAGGUUACUAUCAGAAAUUGCAAGUCUGAUGGUGCCCUGUUAUCUCAAAUUGCUUUUUCGUGUCAACUUGUUUGAUACUUGUGUUUGUGUGAUUCAAAAAAACGGUACAUAUUAUUAUUAUUUUUAUAUUCAUUUAUUUGAGAAUAUAUAUAUAUAUAUAUGUAUGUAUGUAUAGAUAUAUAUAUUGUUCCGGGUGUCUCAGAACAGUUUUCAUAGUUCUCGUGGAUUGCUGGGAAUUUCUUUACUUUAUUUUCCUUCUGUUGUGAAAAAGUCUCACAAUGGUAAUAUUUGUUUUCCUUCCUUCUUUCUUGGAAAACUCCAGUGCCUUGGAUGUCAACUCGUACUCCAUUUUCUACUCUGACACAUUGACCACUAAUUGGAGGGAUUUAAGAAGUUUUAAGGAAACAAGGCAGCCGAUGGCUUGUCUAGGAGACUAAUGCCACUGGUAUUCUGGAAUCCACAUCUUUCCAGACAUAUCUGGGUUGGAUUCCUUGGUUGAGGUCGUCCCUAAUAGUAACUGAGGGUGUCAAUUUUCCUCAAGUAUGGCAUAAGAGUUUCAGUUUUUUACAGAUAAUCAUUCGUGUUCUUGUCAUUGUUAUUAAUUUUUGUUUGUAUCUAGGUUCCAGUCGUUGAUGGUUACUCAUUCCCACACCUUACAAAGAGAAUGAAUGUGGCUGGCAGACACAUAACUUCUUAUCUUGUAGAUCUGCUUCGUCGAAGAGGGUGAGGUUCUUUUCUGGUUGAAAGAGGUUGUGACCUUAAAAAAGAAUUCCACCUUUUUCUAUGAUGACUUUUGUUUCUGACCUGGUGAUUCUGGUUUCUUUUGUUGCAAAAGGUACUCAGUGAAUAGGACUGCAGAUUUUGAGACUGCAAGGGAAAUCAAGGAGAAAUUGUGUUAUGUAAGGUUUGACUCUCUUCAACCACGUAUCCCAGCUGAUUUUCUCGUAGUAUUGUUGCAACGACUGAUUCACAAUGAUAUUACAGUUAUGAUUACAAACGUGAAUACCAAUUAGGACUGGAGACGACUGUCCUAAUGAAAAAUUACACUGUAAGUGUGUGGAGUUUCUCUGAUUGUGGCUUAUACUAGAGUAUUUGAAUUAUUUAAACUGACAUUUUCCUCCGAAAUAUUUUUUUCCUGUUCAUCAUUAAUUAGGAACUUACCUUCCCCUUUCAAUUGUGAUUUUCUUUGGUAGCUGCCAGAUGGACGGAUUAUUAAAGUAGGCACAGAACGGUUUCAAGCCCCCGAGGCCCUUUUCACCCCUGUAAGCUCAUUGUUCUCUGUUUCCUGAUUGCAUUGAAAGUGUGCCUUUUAUCCUUGUUGAAGUCUGAGGACGUAUCAUUUUUAGUUUUUUUUAAUAUACCAAUGAGUUUAGAUAUGACCCCUUGGCAUUUUAUAUACUAAUGUAUUUGGAUGCAGGAACUUAUUGAUGUGGAGGGAGAUGGGAUGGCUGACAUGGCUUUUCGAUGCAUUCAGGAAAUGGAUAUUGAUAACCGAAUGAUGGUAUGCAGUUCAUGUGUUAUAAUUAAACAAUGAACUUUUUUACUGUUUGUAGUCAUAUCUUCUCAUUCAUUUCUCUAAUUAUGUAAUGAAUUAUUAUUUUUUAUUAACUUCAUCUUGCUAUGGCUGCAAAAAUUUCUGUCCUUUCGACCUGAUGGAGAAAAACCAUGCACAUAAGAUGCCAAUGGGUCAAAACCUUAAGGGCAUGAUUUUCCUUUUUUAAAAUAGUUUACUCUUCCCGAUUGACCCUUAUUUCGGGUACUAAUUAUUUUCAUUAGAAGUUUUCUUUUUAUGUAAAGGUCAGGUUAGCACUUCCUUAUGGGUUUUUUGUAAUUAACUGCGUCCUUAAAUCGGCAUCCUGCUAGUUUCUUAGUGGGUCAUUUUUGCCCAACUUUUCUCUCAUAGAGGCCUGACUGUCAUUGUGAAAACGUUGUACUAUGAUGAAAUUGAAAUCGAUCCAUUCCCUUCUGGUCUUCUAGUCCAUCCACUUUGGUGGCUCACUUUGUUCUCUUCAUCCUUUGAUGAUUAACUUCAUUAUCAAAUCCUCUUGAUACUUCGCCUGUUCUUCUUAUUUGGACAUUUGUUUAGUUAUCAGAAAAAAAAAUUCUACCAUGAUAACAGGAAACAAUGCAGAAGCUAGUAAAAGAUGAUGAAAUGCAGAAAAAAAAUCUCUUUUUUAAAAAGUUGAUUAUACCUUUGACUACAGUGUUUAACAGUGUCUUCAAGGCUUUUAAAAUGGGGCAAUGCUAAGAAUCAAUUUAUGACCAGUUGAACCAGAGAAAAUCCGCCGGACAGGCCAGAUCAAUCUGAAACAGAGAGAUCAGGUGACCUUGUUCACACUUGUUCUGGUUGGCUAGGGCAUAAUAGCUGAUUUUGGAAAGGAUUCAGUAGGGUUCAAGCUGAAAAAGUACCAAUCCAGUCUCCAAGAUUAAAGUGAUCUUCCUUUUAGUUGGCAAUAAUCUUUUCUACACUCUGUGGAGGAUGUCCCACAUAGCCACAGGUAUAAUUUUUCUGAAUGGGCAGGAGCAAUGACUUAUAGUAGCUAUCCUCUAAUUAGUGGUUAAAUCUAUCUCUAGACAACUCGAACACAAUAUCGUGGACAUCCGAAGACUUGAGACACUUUCAACCAUUUUACUCAGUGUGUUGUUAUCCAGGGAGUGACCAUUGACUUUCUCAGCAUCACCGUUAUGACUCGAGCAUUGCUUGAAGAGAUUAUCAUUAUUUAGUUGAAAUAAUAGUAUACUCAAGCCUCUCUAAAAUUCUCCUUUGAUGCAAAUCACUGCAAGUUCUAAACCUGUGUCCGGUGCAAUCAGGGGUGUUGUGCUUCGAUUUUUUUGUCUCUGAUCCUAUUUCUCUUCCAGAAACAUACAUUCUGAUUACAACCCAUCUCAUAUUUUGGAGGUUUAGUAUGUGAUAUAAUCUGAUUUUCUGUUAUCUGAAGCUAUACCAGCAUAUUGUCCUCAGUGGAGGGAGCACCAUGUAUCCCGGAUUGCCAAGCCGGUAAUCCACCACGCUUUUCAAUGAAGUACUUUUUGUAGUUAUAUUUUUGUUAAUGAUCAAACGUUACUAUUCCUUCCUCCACAUAAAGUCCUCUUUUCCAAUUAUGUACUACAAUUUGUCUUCCCUUUUUUUUGUAAAUAAUAAAGAAAGAUGAGUUACACACAAGAACUCAAGUCAUCAGAAAUAAUCGGAUGCAGUAAGGUUGUUGGGACUAACUUUUUUGACACGUGUGUGAUCGUCAUUGUUUGAGUGCCCUGUAGUGUUUACGCAAUACCAGAUUUCAUAUUUUUCUAAGCAUCAGCUGAAUCGAAAAUGUCAAGUUUCGAUUCGUUGCAGCCCUGUUCUUGGCCAAACCAUGAAUUGGCCUAUUCAGCCAAUCCAGUCCGGUACUAAUCUGGCGUCAGGAUUGGCUACUGUGGUAGCCAAAUGAACAUUAAACCUGAUAACUCGCACCGUUGUUCUCAUCUUGCAUGAGAUUCUCUGUAAAACUCUUCAUAGAUCUAUGAACCUGUGGAAUCCUAUUUCCAUCAGGUUUUUAUUAUGGUGUAGGAUAUCGUAUGAUCUUCUUGGAUUAGUCAUGUAUGACACAUGGUAACAUAUAUACAUAUGGUGGUUUAUGUAGCUCCGUCGAUCUGUGAGCUUGCAGAAUGUUAUUAGUCUCUGGUUUUUAUGAUAAUAUGAGGUAUUUCAUGAUCUUCUGGAACAACCCUGUUCAACAUACAUGGUAUCCGUGGUUCCAAUACCACUGCUGAUCUAUGAACCUGGUUUUUAUCGUGAUCCAAGAUGUUGCAUGAACUGCAGCAAUACCUAUAGACCUAUGAACUGGUAGAAUCUUAUUAAUCAUGGUUUCUAUUGUGAUGCAAGAUUAUAUGCAUCAUCUCCUGGUAAACUAUGAACUGUGGUUGAAUCUUUGUGUUCAUAUUUCCUGGUUCUAUCCAUCAUCAUCACUCAUGGAAUUGAAUGUAUCUCCUAACAGCUUGGAGAAAGAAAUUCUCGAUCGGUAUCUUGAGGUCGUCCUGAAGGGAAAUAGAGAUGGAUUGAAGGUAAUCCAAUCCAGUUUUCUCAUCUCCAAGUUUCUCCACCACCAUCUCAUCUGGAAUCGUUCAGAGUGCAGCUGUUCCUCCCAACAGCUUAGCGAAAGAGAGAGAGAGAGAGAGAGAGAGAGAGAGAGAGAGAGAGAUUCCCGAUCCUGCUUUCUCAUCUCCAACUUCCUCACCAUCAACAGAAACUGCGGCUGAGAAUCGAGGAUCCACCCCGAAGAAAGCACAUGGUCUUCCAUGGAGGGACGGUUCUCGCUGAGAUCAUGAAGGUAUCAGCUGCCUCUUUCCUCUAUGUCCCUGUUCUAGAUGGGAAUUUAUCUGGAUAUUGGAAUUUUAAAUUCCCAAAUAAAUCAUUUUAUUUAAAUAAAAACCCCCUUACACAUGUCUUAUAAAAUACAGAUAAAUGUCCCGAGAUAAUUUUGGGGAUUAAUUUUUCUUCCUGGUGCAUGGUGGGCAGGACUCAUCGGAGAUGUGGGUCAGCAAGCAAGAUUACAUGGAAGAGGGAGUUGCAUGCCUGCGGAAGUGUGGUCAAUCGUGA